AUAAACCCCAUUUCCAUAUAAAACUAGUCCUGUUAAUCAGUGGAGUCUCUCUCUCUCAUUAACGUCCCAGCGAGAGAAAAAAAAACAUGGAAAAGGAAAGCUCCGAGAGUAGAAACAAAGCUCGUCUCGCCAUCAUGGAGCUCGCUAACAUGAUAAGCGUCCCAAUGUCACUCAACGCCGCCGUGAGACUAGGCAUCGCCGACGCUAUCUGGAACUCCGGAGCCAACUCUCCUCUCUCCGCCUCCGAGAUCCUCCCUAACCUCCUCCUCCCAUCAGGAGAUCCCGAGAAUCUCCAACGUAUACUUCGUAUGCUCACAAGCUACGGCGUCUUCACCGAACACCUAAACGACGUCGCAGCUGGAUCCGUAGAGAGGAAAUACUCUCUCACCGACGUAGGAAAAACACUUGUCACCGACUCAAACGGUCUCUCCUACGCCGCUUACGUCCUCCAACACCAUCAGGAGGCGAUGAUGCGAGCGUGGCCGCUCGUUCACACGGCGGUGGUGGAGCCGGAGACGGAGCCGUACGUUAAAGCAAACGGAGAGGCGGCGUACGUGCAGUAUGGAAAAUGCGAGGAGAUGAACGGUCUCAUGCAGAAGGCGAUGUCGGGCGUAUCGGUGCCGUUCAUGAAAGCUAUAUUGGACGGCUACGAUGGGUUUAAGUCAGUGGAGCGUUUAGUUGACGUGGGCGGGAGCGCAGGAGAUUGUCUACGUAUGAUCGUUGAGCAGUUUCCUAAUGUCCGUGAAGGGAUUAACUUUGAUUUGCCUGAAGUUGUUGCCAAAGCCCCCAAGAUUCCUGGAGUGAUUCACAUGGGUGGAGAUAUGUUCCAGUCAGUUCCUAGCGGUGACGCAAUCUUCAUGAAGUGGGUACUAACGACAUGGACGGAUCAAGAAUGCAAGCAGAUAAUGAAAAAUUGCUACAAUGCUUUACCCGUUGGAGGAAAGCUAAUCGCUUGUGAGCCAGUCUUGCCUAAGGAAACUGAUGAUAGCCACAGAACCCGUGCCUUGCUAGAAAGUGACAUCUUUGUCAUGACAAUCUAUAGGACCAAAGGUAAGCAUAGAACCGAAGAAGAGUUUAAAGAGCUUGGUCUCUCUGCUGGAUUCUCUUCUUUCCGACCUUUCUACAUUGAUUACUUCUACACCAUCCUCGAGUUUCAGAAGUAAUGUCAAGUAUUUAUCUUCUUACAUUUCAAAAACAUAUAAUUAUCAUAUUCCUCUUUGUUAAUCUCUAAUGAAUAAAUUUUCAUCAAUAUGUAUGCUUCUUACAUUUCUAGAAGCUUUGAAAUUAUCAUAGAACUCUUAUCUCUAAUGAAAACAUUUUCGUACAUACAAUAUGUAUGGCUGUAUGCCAACUUACAUUUUUAAAAGCUUCAUAAUUAUCAUAUAAAGUAGCAUUUUCAUAAUGCUAAAAUGACAUUUUUUUACCUUAUUUUAAACGAGUUUAACAUUGUCUUUUACAUAAUUAGCUUAUAGUACCUUAGAGUUUUCUAUUCGAGACUCACUUUCUCCAAGACAUCUUGGAUCAACAAUGAAACGUUUGCACUCGAAGAUCCUUUCAACUCCACAGCCUCUCUCGCCAUUACAGAAAGUUCUUGAAUACGUUUCAUUCGUCUCAAGAAUUCACCAUCUUCAUCUUCGUCCAUCAAAAGCUUUAUAGCUUUCACAACACUAUGUUUCUUGACCGACGCUCCAACUCUUUCCUCUUCUCCCCAUCUCACAGGAAUCUCCACGCCAACCCUAAUCCCAACCUUCAACACCUCCACCACGAGUUUCUCAUUGAGAAACUGUUCAGCGAACAUAGGCCAUGUGAUCAUUGGUACACCCAAAGACACCCCUUCGAUCGUCGAGUUCCAACCACAAUGAGUCAAGAACCCUCCGGUCGAGCCAUGUGAGAGUAUCAUAGCCUGAGGACUCCAACCCUUUAUCACUAUCCCUCUACCUUUAACUCUCUCUUCAAACAUUUCAAUUUUUAGCCAUUCAUUUAGCGCAUUCAUGUGUUUUUCCUCGGUUUUGAUCACCCAAAUAAAGGGCUUUCCAGAUUCUUCUAACCCUAACCCUAGUUCUAUCAACUGAUUAGGUAUAAGUUUACAAAGGCUACCUAGACAAGCAUAUAAGACAGACUUUGGUCUCAUGGAAUCUAGAAACUUCAAGCAUGCGGUCUCACUAAUCGCCAUGUUACAAUUGUUUCCUCUAUCAAAUAAGUCCACCAUACGAUCAUUGCAUAAAGAAACGGGUCCAACGAACCAUACCUUCUUCUUGAUGGCCUCAGCGUAGGCCUCAGAAUAGCCAGGUUCCAAUUCUUGGAAGCUAUUAACAAUAACUCCAAAGGCUUCUGCUACAGAUUCACGCACCUUCUCGCGGCGAACGUCAUCCCUAUUUGCUUGUUUCCUAAACGCACCAGAUAACUGAGAUCUAGCUAUCUCGACCUUAUGUGGCAUUGCUGGUAUUGUAAAAGGCUCCGAGUCUGAAGAAACAGAUAGGUGCGGGCUAUGAAGAUGGAGGUUGUGGGAGCUUAAAAGAGUGAAACAACACAUUCCGUGGAACAAAAUCCAUGGGAUGUUGAACCUUUUCGCGGCUUUGGACGUCCAGAAAAGGCUUUUGUCGGAGAUUAUGCAACUUGGAGGGGCUUCUUGUUCCUCAAGAAACCUUUCUAUGGGCUUCUGGAGUUUUUCCACAGCGUCAUAGAAUUUGCGUAAGAGGUCUUUGGAGGGCAAAGUGUCGAGAGUCUCACAAUUUUCAGGAAGACCAAAUUCUUUGUAGGCAAUUGGGAAUGUCACCACGUUGAUUUGGAGACCUGACUCUGAUCUCGCACGUUCAACUGUCUUUGCAAUUCUUGAAGCAUUUUGAGGGGUUGAAAUUAGGGUAGCGAUGUUGCCUUGUCGCGCAAGAAUCUUGGAAAUAUCAACCAUGGGGAUUAGAUGCCCUUGAGCCAUGAGAGGGAUCAAGAUAAAGUGAAGUCUUUUGGCUUUUGAAACCAUUUUAGUUUCCAUUCUUCUUUUGAGUUAUCAAAUGUUUAAGGAGGAAG
Molecule: messenger RNA, 3024 nt
Organism: Eruca vesicaria subsp. sativa (arugula)
Lineage: Eukaryota; Viridiplantae; Streptophyta; Magnoliopsida; Brassicales; Brassicaceae
Source: the annotation of a GenBank genome assembly